AUGAUCUUCAGGGACAAACCGGACGGCCACUCUGACCAGGUUCCCUACAUCCUGAUCUGGCAGGCCAUGAUCGAGAAUCCUCCUCCUUGGCUAAAACCAUUUUUACCCCCCAAAGCAGGACCCACGGAGAUUCUAGCCCUGCGGAAAGCCAAAAAGGAGACUGACUCUAUGCCCGAAGCACCCCUUCAUCUGGCAUCAGGGGCUGCAGAAGUGGCGCCACCCCUCCCUGACGAGGGAGUCCCUGUGUGCGGGCUAGCAGUAGGGACAUGCGGUCGGACCCACCAGACGGCCCCACCUCUGAAUGCGGCCGGCCAACUCCACCGCCUUUCCUCUCCAGGCCAUGCCCCCCACCCCCAUGAGACUGGCGAACAGCUAAUGUUAUAUUGGCCAUUCUCCAACAGUGAUUUAUAUCAUUGGAAAACCCAAAAUGCAAAGUUCUCUGAUAAUCCGAGAGAUCUAAUUGGGCUUUUAGAUACUGUUCUCUUUACCCACCAGCCUACUUGGGAUGACUGCCAACAGCUCUUGCAGGUUCUCUUCACCACCGAGGAAAGAGAACGAAUUCAGGUGGAAGCCCGGAAGUCUGUCCUGGGAGAGGACAGACAGCCGACUCAAAACCCAGACCUCAUAAAUGCUGCCUUCCCUUUAUCCCGCCCCGCCUGGGACUACAACUCAGCUGAAGGUAAGGAGAGACUCUGGGUCUACCGCCAGACUCUAAUGGCAGGUCUCAAGGCUGCCACACACAAGCCUACCAAUCUGGCCAAGGUCUAUGAUGUGAGGCAGGGUAAGGAUGAGAGUCCAGCAGCCUUCUUAGAGUCAUUCAUAGAGGCUUUUAGGCAGUACACCCCUAUGAACCCAGAAGCCCCGGAAACAAAGACCACAAUUAUCAUGGCUUUUGUUAACCAGGCUGCUCCGGACAUUAAAAAGAAGUUGCAAAGAGUAGAGAAACUGGGAGAGAAGAGCUUGCAGGACUUAGUGAUAGUGGCAGAAUGAGUCUAUAAUAAUAGAGACAGUCUGGAAGAACAACAAACCAAGCUAAGUGACCCCAGACCUGAGCUGGCCAAGAUCCUGCUGGCCACAACCAUGGAUGACCCACAGGAAAGACAGAGGCACCUCAAGAAGCUGGCUUCAGGGACAGGUAAGGAGGAUGGCCCUAGUCCCCAUCGGGAGCACCCUAAGCUGAACAAAAACCAAUGUGCUUAUUGCAAAGAGGAGGGCCAUUGGGUGAAAAGCUGCCCUAAUAAAAGAUCUAAGGCCCCUGCCAAGAUCUUAGAAAUGGAGGGCCUGGACAGUUAGGGGAGUCAGGGUUCGGCACCCCUCCCCAAGCCCUGGGUAACUCUUAAAGUGGAGGGGCAACCUGUUGAAUUCCUAGUGAACACUGGGGCACAACAUUCGGUUUUAUUACAACCCCAAGGGAAAUUGGCAAACAAAACUUCAUGCGUGCAAGGGGCCACGGGCACCAAACAAUACUCAUGGACUACCCAAACUGUGGAUCUUGGCACGGGCCGGGUAUCCCACUCCUUCAUGGUCAUCCCUGAGUGUCCCUACCUGUUGUUAGGUCGGGAUUUGCUCACCAAGAUGGGGGCACAAAUUUGCUUCCACCUCAAAGGGGCAAAAGUCCUAAACAAGAAGGGGCACCCAAUUCAGGUGCUUGUCCUGAGUUUAGAAGACGAAUAUUGUCUCCACCAAAUGCCCUCAGCCCCAGUGACUGACAUUGACCGUUGGCUGAGGGAAUUUCCCCAAGCGUGGGCAGAAACUGGGGGAAUCAGGCUGGCCCAGCAUCGACCAGCCAUAUACAUAGAACUAAAGCCGAGGGCAGACCCUGUCAGGGUCUGCCAAUACCCCAUGCCUCUAGUAGCACGAAAGGGAAUCACACCCCACAUACGGCGACUACUGGACUCAGGCAUAUUAAGGCCCUGCCAAUCGGCAUGGAACACUCCCUUGCUGCUGGUUCAGAAACCGCACUCUAACGAUUACAGGCCAGUCCAGGAAUUGAGGGAAGUCAACCGGUGAGUAGAGGAUAUGCACCCUAGGGUCCCAAACUCAUACACCCUCCUCUCCACCUUGCCUCCAGACAAAACUUGGUAUACGGUAUUAGACUUAAAAGACGCCCUUUUCAGCCUGCCUUUAGCACCCAAGAGCCAAGACCUCUUUGCCUUUGAAUGGACGGACCCUGAAAAAGGCAUCAAUGGCAAGCUUACCUGGACUCGACUACCACAAGGAUUCAAAAAUUCACCGACCAUCUUCGAUGAGGUCUUACAGGAAGACUUGGGUGAAUUCUGUUCUGAGCACCCUCAUUUGACUUUAUUACAAUAUGUAGAUAUCCUGUUGGUGGCAGAGGACCAGGACACAUGCCUGCGAGGCACCAGGGACUUGCUCCAGACCAUAGCAGCCCUAGGAUACCGGGCCUCAGCUAAAAAAGCCGGGAUCUGCAGAACAGAGGUGAGCUACCUUCGGUACAAAUUAAAAUAUGGACAAAGAUGGUUGACAGAUGCACGGAAGGAAACUGUCUUAAGAAUCCCACAGCCGCAAACCGUCCGCCAGGUACGUGAAUUCCUGGGGUCAGCAGGGUUCUGUCGCCUAUGGAUUCCGGGUUUUGCCGAGAUGGCCAGACCCCUCUAUGAGGCCACCAGGCACCAGCAAAUUUUUGAAUGGACAGAGGCCAUGAACAGAGCCUUUAAUGACCUUAAAAAGGCCUUGCUGUCUGCCCCAGCCCUUGGGUUGCGUCUAGCCAAGCCCUUUUACCUGUAUGUGGACAAGAAAGACGGGGUGGCAAAAGGGGUCCUUGUCCAGUACUUAGGUCCCUGGAAGAGACCCAGAGCCUAUCUCUCCAAAAAGCUGGACACGGUGGCCGCUGGAUGGCCCCCAUGCUUAAAAAUUAUUGCUGCGGUGGCCACUAUGGUCAAGGACGCAGCCAAACUGGGGCAAGAACUGCAUGUUACCACCCCACAUGUUAUUGAAGGAGUACUCAAACAGCCCCCAGACCGCUGGAUCUGCAAUGCCCGUCUGACCCAUUAUCAGAGCCUACGGCUAAACCCUACCAUAAUUUUAUUUGAGCCACCAACAACCCUGAAUCCGGCAACACUACUCCCUAACCCAGACUGGGACCCCCCUCUGCAUGACUGUCAAGAAAUUUUGGCACAGGUGCAUGGAAUCAGAGCUGAUCUCCAGGACCAGCCACUGCCGAAUGCAGACGUCACCUGAUACACGGACAGCAGCAGCUUUGUCCAAGAAGGACUCAGAUAUGCGGGGGCAGACGUAACCAUGGAGACGGAGACUGUCUGGGCAGAGGCACUGGCAGCCGGACUGUCAGCUCAAUGGGCAGAACUGAUCGCACUGGCCAAGGCACUGACCAUGGGGGAAGGUAAACGAAUAAACAUCUACACCAAGAGCAGGUACGCCUUUGCCACCGCUCACAUCCACGGAGCCCUUUAUAGGGAGAGAGGGCUUCUGACAGCAGAGGGAAAGACUGUUAAAAACAAAACGGAGAUUCUUGAACUCCUAAAGGCCCUCUGGCUGCCCAAGGCCCUAGCCAUCAUCCAUUGUCCGGGGCACCAAAAGGCAGACACACCAGUAGCCAGGGGAAACCGGUGAGCCGAUUUAAAAGCAAAAGACUGCCACGCAUGCCAAUUAACAAAUUCCUCUGCCCAUGGAUCUAACCCGGGCACCUGGCUCCAAGGGGACUGCCCAGGAGCCUACUGGGAAGUGGACUUCACUGAGGUAAAAUCUGGAAAAUAUGGGUAUAGGUAUUUACUAGUGUUUGUAGAUACUUUUUCAGGAUGGACAGAGGCAUUUCCCACCAAACAUGAAACGGCACAGAUCGUGACCAAGAAACUGCUGGAAGACAACUUACCGAGGUAUGGUUUUCCCAUUAGAAUUGGGUCAGACAACGGCCCAGGAUUCGUAUCUAAGGUAACACAGGGAUUGGCACUAGUACUUGGGGCAGAUUGGAAAUUACAUUGGGCAUAUAGGCCCCAGAGCUCAGGACAGGUAGAGAGGAUAAACAGAACAUUAAAGGAGACCUUAACUCAAUUAGCCCUGGAGACUGGCAGGGACUAGGUGACUCCCCUCCCAUGCGCCCUAUAUAGGGUGUGGAACUCCCCAUAUAAGAUAGGACUGACUCCCUACGAAAUCAUGUUCGGUCUUCCUCCACCUGUUAUCCCCAAUUUAAAACCUGAGGUGCUUGCUGAAUUUGAUGAUCACCAACUUCUUUUCUCCCUCCAAAUGUUGCAACAAACCCAUGAGCAGGUGUGCCUCUAUGAGACUGGGCCACCCCCGGACUCCCAUCGAUAUUGGCCAGGUGACUGGGUAUAUGUGUGGAGAUACCAAGACCAGACACUUCAACCUCAUUGGAAAGGACCCUACCUCGUGAUCCCGACCACUCCAACCGCUCUCAAGGUCGACGGGAUUACUCCCUGGGUCCACAAGACACACGUCCGGCCAGCUGACCCACAGAUCGAGCCCGUGAAAUUUGUGGAACAGCUUGGUGACCCUGAGAAACCUGUUUCGCCUCUGAAGGAACUGGUCUCAUGGUGCCUGGGCCUGUGGGUGCGCAGCGUCAUUGACAAGUGGACAAACCUGUUGAAGAACUGA
Molecule: messenger RNA, 4590 nt
Organism: Canis lupus familiaris (dog)
Lineage: Eukaryota; Metazoa; Chordata; Mammalia; Carnivora; Canidae
Biological process (GO): proteolysis; virion assembly; DNA integration
Molecular function (GO): zinc ion binding; aspartic-type endopeptidase activity; RNA-DNA hybrid ribonuclease activity
Source: RefSeq, a predicted model, not a curated record